Messenger RNA from Cryptomeria japonica (Japanese cedar), 657 nucleotides. RefSeq names its product protein PHOTOSYSTEM I ASSEMBLY 2, chloroplastic. The coding region runs from base 156 to 470 and encodes 104 amino acids. Lineage: Eukaryota; Viridiplantae; Streptophyta; Pinopsida; Cupressales; Cupressaceae. The record is from RefSeq and is a predicted model, not a curated record. The transcript has 4 exons.
UGAGAUCCACCGUUCAGUGUUAAGAGUACAAGAUAUUCCAAACAGGCCUACAAAAGGAAUAGCAUAUAAGUCUCAGCCACCCAUUAAAACGAUAAUUUCAAAGGCUGUAGUCCUUGAUAAAACUGAAACUCCAUUUUUUCUCUUGUAUAGUUGUGAUGGAAGUAGCCACAAGCCAAAUACAAGUUGCUAAUAUAAAUGCAACGGUGCCUCCAUGGGCAGGGGCAGUUAUCACAGUUACCCUGCUUUCCCUUUCGUCCCCACUUCUUCUUCAGCUUGCUAGACCUAAGAAGAGACUUAGAAAAUGCAGCCAAUGCUUGGGAGUUGGUAACAAUCUUUGCUUGAUGUGCAAGGGACGAGGCAAACAAGGAGGAUUGUUCACAGGGGAGCCAUUAGAGAAGUGUUCAACUUGUGCAGGCAGGGGAAGACAACUAUGUACACAAUGUGCAGGCAAGGGAAUAAUAAACAGGUGAAGGUGGAUGCGAUAGCUAGAUCAUAUAGUGGAACUAAGUCCUCCACUGGUGUAAAAUACCUUUUUGUAUGGAAAGAGCUAGUAAUUUUCUUAAGAAAAAUUGAUAAGCCUUCUUUAAAAUGAAAGAGUGGAGCUCUUAAACAUCUUUUCCAAUGGUAUAUGAAAGCAAUCUCGCUUCUCUGUGUUAA